This is a messenger RNA of Gilbertella persicaria, 1815 nucleotides long. RefSeq names its product Alpha/Beta hydrolase protein. The record is from RefSeq and is a predicted model, not a curated record. Lineage: Eukaryota; Fungi; Mucoromycota; Mucoromycetes; Mucorales; Choanephoraceae. Gene Ontology annotation, biological process: triglyceride catabolic process. Gene Ontology annotation, molecular function: triacylglycerol lipase activity; sterol ester esterase activity. The transcript has 8 exons. Bases 1 to 1815 code for a protein of 604 amino acids. Gene Ontology annotation, cellular component: cytosol.
AUGUUGGAUCAUUUAGUUGGAAAGCCUUCUCCAAACUUCAAGAGAACACAAAUCAUACUUACUUUAUUCUUUGGUUGGUACCUUGUCAUACAUGGAAAGACAGAGAAAUUACCUGGCUUUAUUCAAACACUGAAUAAAAAAGCAGGUCAUUCCCCUUGGCGAGUAGCUCUUGCUUCUUGGUUAACCUAUUAUCUCUCUCAAAACGUUUUUCUUUUACUUGGAUUAAACGCACCGGAUCCUCUUUCUCGACUGUACAAACGUAGUUUUUAUCGUGCCACAUGGAUCUUGACAGCUUUAGAUGCUGGUUUCUUUACUGCCAUGCCUUUCAAACCUGCUUGGAUUCGACAUAUUUUAUCCCUUGUGUUUAGUAUGUAUUACCUCGUAUUUGCCGAUGCAGCCGAAGAAAAAGUACGCAAGACACGGUCUACUAUCUCAAUUGAACAGAUGCGUAAUUCUUGGGAAAAAGUAGCCCAUAAUCCCAUCUUGGGAUUUGUUUCGAGUUUGAUGCGUCCUCGAUUGAGUUUGGCAGACAUCAUCAUGGUCCAUCGACCUGACUUCCAUCAAGACUUGCCUCCUAUUGAAGUUUAUCGGUAUUAUUGCCUGAAUGAUGGUAAAUUGGCUGACCAUGAUACUAUUCUGUUGCAAUUCCCUGGGGGCGGGUUUGUAUCCAUGCCUCCUCCAUGUCAUGAAGAUGCCUUAUAUGCCUGGGCAAAACAGACAAGUAUGCCUGUCUUUAGUGUGAACUACAAAAAGGCGCCUGAAUAUCCUUACCCAUGGCCUAUUGAAGAAUGCUUUGAUCUUUAUGUGGCUAUUGUACAGACAAAAGGCAAAGUACUCGGUCUUUCGGGUGAUAAAGACAUUCGUAUCAUCUUGACUGGUGAUUCUGCUGGUGGCAAUAUCACAGCUGCAGUGACACUCAAGAUCUUAGCACAUAAUCAACAAUCAUCUUUACAGAACAAGACAGACCUGUUGCCUGUGCCUGCAGGCUUAGUCUUGAUUUAUCCUGCCUUGGAUUUUGAAAUGUCAUGUUGGAUGUCUCCUUCUCAACUAUCUCUGAUCCGUGCUGAAUCAAACACAAACCUGUUUCGGUCUAGUUCGCUUGACUCUCUCUGGCAAACCAAAGAUCAUUUAAGCCAUGCCAGUCCCUUGAGUGUUGUGCCUGAUUUAGAAAAGAAACAAAGCUUAUGGAGACGAGCCUUAGGUAUCAAACCCACUCGCAAACAAAGUGUGGCAGAUAGAGCACAUCCCAUUCGUACCAAGAUUCAAACAAAAGAAGCAUGGGCUUCAGCGCGUUUAGCCAUGACGAGUCGAAUGAGCUUCUUUAAUGAUCGAGUGAUCAGUCCAGAUUUGUUGCGAGCCAUGGCGAUUUUGUAUCUUGGUCCGCAUGCUUCUCCUGAUUUUGAAAGUGAUUAUCUAUUAUCGCCUGUACAUGCACCUGAAGAUUUGCUUGCUCAAUUCCCUAUGACUUACAUGAUAUGCGGUGAAAAAGAUCCUCUUGUAGAUGACACCGUCAUUUUUGCAGGUCGUAUUCGACAAGCAAGGAAGAAAUACCGCCAAGAUAACCCCUUUGAUAAAACCUACCUUAGCCAUGAUGGUGUUCGAGUCAAGUUCUUAGAAGGCAUCAGUCAUGCAUUUUUACAGAUGAUGCCCUUCUUACCUGAAGCACAUCAAGCCACACGCACCAUUGGUGACUGGGUCAAGGAAAUUGCUCAACACAACUCGCGUAGGCCAGAAGACCAUGUAGCUCAAAUCAUCACAACUGAAAAAGACAUGAUUCAUCGUAGAAAACAACAACUCAUCAAGGGUUUAUACUAA